UCCCACUGCUUUUCACUCAUGCUUUCUAUCCCGGAAUCACAACCCAAUUAUAUAUGGCUUCAUCAUACUUUUUAUCCUCGUUCAUAUUUCUUGAGCUGGCCCUAGUAGUGAUCUUAUUUCUCAGUCCUGCAUUUUCCACGCCAAGAAGAGCUCUUGAUCAGCGCCAAACUGUACUACAAUCUGGAUUCAGGGUCUCACUUAAACAUGUUGAUUCUGGGAAAAACCUCACCAAGUUUCAACGUAUCCAACGGGGAGUUGAACGUGGGCGAUACAGGUUGCAAAGGCUUUGUGCAAUGGCCUCCGCAACCAUAUCAGAUUCUCAGGUUGACGGCCCAAUUCGUGCAGGGAAUGGGGAGUUUCUGAUGGACUUAUCUAUCGGUACACCACCGGUGAGCUUCUCUGCCAUCAUUGAUUCCGGCAGCGAUUUAAUAUGGACACAAUGCAAGCCUUGCCAACAGUGUUAUCACCAGCCCACACCAAUUUUCGAUCCGGAAAAAUCAUCUUCUUUCUCUAAGAUGUCAUGUGAAAACCAUCUAUGCAACGCACUACCCUCGCCAACAUGCGAAGGUGAUGUUUGCCAGUAUUACUAUGAGUAUGGUGACGAUUCCACGACCGAAGGUGUCAUGGCGACAGAAACCUUCACGUUCGGGAACUCCAAGACUAGCAAGGUUUCGAUUACCAAUAUUGGGUUUGGUUGUGGGAACGAUAACUUCGGAAAUGGGUUGGACCAAGGUGCAGGGCUUGUAGGGUUAGGGCGUGGAUCCUUAUCCCUGGUUUCUCAACUCAAGCAACCCAAAUUUUCAUACUGCUUAACUCCCUUUGACGACACCUCAUCUGGGACACUUUUGAUGGGAUCUCGUGCGGGCGCGAAUGGCGGCACAAAUGCAUCAAAUAUCAAAACAACACCUUUAAUAAAAAACCCAACACAGCCAACUUUUUAUUAUCUCUCGCUUGAAGGGAUCUCUGUUGGAAACACUUUUGUGCCCGUCAUUAGCGAUUUCGAAAAAGAUGGCAGUGGCGGCGUGAUCAUAGAUUGUGGGACGACACUUACAUACAUGUUUCGUUCUGUUUUCGAUGGAGUAAAACAAGCGCUCAUUGCUCAAAUGGGACUUCCGGUUGACGAUUCUGGUGCCAGCGGGCUUGACCUAUGCUUUACCCUGCAAUCUACCGAAGAGCCGCCGGAGCCAAUUUUAAUCAAUUAUCCCAGAAUGGUUUUUCAUUUCAAAGGUUCUGAUUUGGAAUUGCCCCCCACAAAUUAUAUGGUCAGGGAUUCAGUUGAUAAGAUUUGCUUGGCCAUGGCAGACUCUGGUAUCUUGGGUAUGGGGGUCAUUGGCAAUAUUCAGCAGCAAAACUUUCUGGUGACCCAUGAUCUUGUGAAAGAAACCAUAUCGUUCGUUCCUACACAGUGUGAUCAACUUUGAC
Molecule: messenger RNA, 1422 nt
Organism: Juglans microcarpa x Juglans regia
Lineage: Eukaryota; Viridiplantae; Streptophyta; Magnoliopsida; Fagales; Juglandaceae
Product: aspartic proteinase nepenthesin-1-like
Exons: 1
Coding region: 54-1421 (455 amino acids)
Biological process (GO): proteolysis
Cellular component (GO): extracellular region
Molecular function (GO): aspartic-type endopeptidase activity
Source: RefSeq, a predicted model, not a curated record